AUGUUUUGGGCACUGCUAGUUCUCCUCAGCACCAUCUUGCAUAGCUCAGAUCAGAACCAUUUGGAUCUUUCAGGCACAUUAUCAGCUGCAAACAAGGGAUUUUGUUCCACCUGGGGCAAUGGGCAUAUCUCAACUUUUGAUAAACACCUGUAUGAGUUCUCUGGGACUUGCAAUUACAUCUUUGCCAGUGAGUGUGACACUGUUUCCCCUGACUUCAACAUCCAGUUCCGCCGUGGUCAGAAAAAAAAAAUCACAAGAAUCAUCAUUGAGAUGAGAACUGUUGUCAUCAUAGUUGAAAAUAGUAUUAUAUCAAUGAAAGAUGUUGGUCUAAUCAGCCUGCCAUAUUCCAAAAAUGGAAUUCAGAUUGCACCUUUUGGAUACAACAUCCGUCUGUCGGCCAAGCUACAAGAGAUUGAAUUUGAAGUUUUUUGGAACAAUUAUGACUACCUCAUGGUUUCAAUUGAGGAAAAGUACAUGGGGAAAACAUGUGGACUGUGUGGGAACUAUGAUGGACAAGAACUAAAUGAAUUUCUGAGUGAAGGCCAACUACUGGAUCCAUACAAAUAUGCUGCCUUACAAAAAAUGGAUGAUCCUACUGAGAUCUGCCCAUUUGAGCAGAUGACAGUUUCUAACGUUCCUCGCAAGAAAUAUGCCAGAAUCUGCACCCAGCUUCUAAACAAUGUAUCUUCAUCAUGCAAUAUCUCAAGGAAAGGAUUUGUCAUCCGUUGCCAACUCGAUUUGCAACACUGCAGAAAUCCAGGACAGAUAAAUUGUACUUGUGCUACCCUUUCAGAAUACUCCAGGCAGUGUGCCAUGUCCCAUCAGCAAGUGUCUGAUUGGAGGAGCAGUAACUUUUGCCCUUUAAAAACAUGUCCAGCUAACCAAAUCUACAAAGAAUGUGGUUCACCCUGUCUUAAAACGUGUUCAAACCCAGAAUACAGCUGUGCUAGCUACUGUACAUACGGCUGUUUCUGUCCAGAAGGUACAGUUCUGGAUGACAUUUCAAGAAAUCGAACAUGUGUUCCUAUUGAGCAGUGCCCAUGUACAUUGAAUGGUGAAAAAUAUUAUCCUGGUGAUGUCAUGAAAGCAACAUGUAGAACCUGUAAAUGUAAAAUGGGCCAGUGGAGUUGCAGAGAACUACCAUGUCCAGGCAUAUGUUCCUUGGAAGGAGGUUCAUUUGUCACCACUUUUGACUCUAGGCCGUACCGUUUCCAUGGAGUUUGCACCUACAUUCUUAUGAAGAGUCCAAUGUUGCCACACAAUGGAACCUUGAUGGCUAUAUUUAAAAAAUCUGGGUAUUCCAGUUCUGAGACAUCACCGACUGCUAUCAUUUAUGUCUCUUCACAAGACAAAAUUGUGAUUUCCCAAAAUCAAGUUUUAGCUAAUGAGGAUGAACUUAAGUGGUUGCCUUAUAAAUCAGGGGAUAUCACUAUCUUCAAACAGUCAUCUACUCACAUUCACAUGUACACAGAAUCUGGUCUGGAGCUGAUUGUUCAAAUUCUGCCGGUGUUAGAAGCUUAUAUUAAAGUUGGACUUCAUUUCAAAGGCAAAACCCAAGGAUUGUGUGGUAACUACAAUGGAGAAACUUCAGAUGACUUCUUAACCAGCAUGGACAUUGUAGAAGGAACAGCACCUCUGUUUGUGGAUUCUUGGAGAGCAGGGAAUUGCCACCCUGCCUUAGAAAGAGAUACAGAUCCUUGUUCUAUGAGUCAAUUGAACAAAAUGUGUGCAGAGACCCACUGCUCCAUUCUUAUAAAGAAAGGAUCAUUGUUUGAGAAAUGUCAUCCGGUGGUGAAUCCUGCUCCAUUUUAUAAGAGAUGUGUAUACCAAGCCUGUAACUAUGAGGAGACUUUUCCUUAUAUUUGUUCUGCUUUGGGAUCAUAUGCACGUGUGUGUGCUUCCAUGGGACUGAUUCUUGGGAACUGGCGGAGCAGCAUAGACAACUGCACUAUCUCUUGUACUGGAAAUCAGACAUUCAGCUACAACACUCAGUCCUGUGAUCGGACAUGCUUGUCUCUCUCCAACCGAGAUUUAGAAUGCCACUUCGCUGAUAUCCCUAUAGAUGGUUGCAAUUGUCCAAAAGGGACCUACCUGAACCACAGAAAUGAAUGUGUUCGUAAAUCCCAGUGCCCUUGCUACUUGGAAGAUAGACAGAUCAUUCAAGCUGAUCAGUCUGCCAUAAUUGGCGGAAUUACCUGCUACUGUAUCAAUGGGAAUCUGAGCUGUAGUGGCAAAGCUAUAGAUCCUGCAGAAAGCUGCAGACCUCCAAAAAUAUAUGUAUCAUGCUUAGCCACCUCAGGAAACAAAUAUGGAGCUGCUUGUGCACCAACCUGUCAGAUGCUGGCCACUGGAACAGAAUGUGUUCCAAGCAGAUGUGAAUCAGGCUGUGUUUGUGCUGAUGGGCUGUAUGAAAAGCUAGACGGUACAUGUGUGCCAGCUGAUGAGUGCCCUUGUGAAUAUGGUGGUAUUUCUUAUGCAAAGGGGGAGGAAAUUCACACUGAAUGCAAAACCUGCACCUGCACAAGAGGAAAAUGGAAUUGCUCCCAGAAAUCUAGAUGCUCCUCAACAUGCAGCCUCUAUGGGGAAGGUCAUAUCACCACUUUUGAUGGACAGCGCUUUGUAUUUGAUGGCAACUGCGAAUACAUACUAGCUAUGGAUGGUUGUGCCGUGAGCGGUUCUAACCAUACUUUUAAAAUGGUGACUGAGAAUGUCAUUUGUGGGAAUACAGGGGUCACAUGUUCCAGAUCUAUCAAGAUCCACAUAGGGGACAUGACAAUGACUUUGGCAGAUAAAACGUACACUGUUUCUGGCCUGAAUCCAUCAAUAAAGUACUUUGUAAGAGAGAACAGCCUCUACUUCAUUAUUGACAUCAUAAUACCUGGCAAAUAUAAUAUGGUCCUUAUCUGGAACAGGCAUAUGAACAUAUUUAUCAAAAUCUUCAGAGAAGCACAGGAUCUCCUCUGUGGUUUAUGUGGCAAUUACAAUGGGAAUAUAAGAGAUGAUUUUGAAACCAGAAGUAAAUAUGUGGCCUCAAAUGAAUUGGAGUUUGUGAAUUCCUGGAAAGAGAAUCCUGUUUGUGGGGAUGUAUUCUUUGUGGUUGAUCCAUGUAGCAGGAAUCCCUAUCGCAAAGCCUGGGCAGAGAAGAAGUGCUCUAUCAUCAACAGUAAAGUAUUUGCUGCCUGCCACAGCAAGGUAUAUCGCAUGCCUUAUUAUGAAAAUUGUGUCCGGGAUUCAUGUGGAUGUGACACUGGAGGAGAUUGUGAAUGCAUGUGUGAUGCCAUUGCAGUAUAUGCAAAAGCUUGCCUUGAGGCUGGUGUCUGCGUUGAUUGGAGAGCCCCAGAGUUCUGUCCUGUCUACUGCGAUUAUUUCAACACCCACAAGAAAAUCGGCAUGCAGGGCACCUAUUAUAAUUAUAUUCAUCAGUUGAAUUGCACCUGGCAUUACCGUCCCUGUAAUUGUCCAUUACAGUUACAAAGCUACAAAUAUGUCAACAUUGAAGGCUGUUACAACUGUUCAUCUGAUGAAUACUAUGAUCAUGAAACACAGUCCUGCAUGCCUUGUAGUAGUAAGCCUAGAAACCUACUUUCCUUUCUCUUGCUUGUAGAAGUGACAAUAUUAAGAAAGAGCUUUUACUUUGUAUUCAAGUUAUAUCUGGAGGACUUUUUUUGGCUCCUAAAAGCUCUCAUUGAAGGGUAA
Eublepharis macularius is the source of this 3696-nucleotide messenger RNA. RefSeq names its product mucin 6, oligomeric mucus/gel-forming (gene MUC6). The transcript has 27 exons. The record is from RefSeq and is a predicted model, not a curated record. Gene Ontology annotation, molecular function: protein binding. NCBI's taxonomy places the organism in Eukaryota, Metazoa, Chordata, Lepidosauria, Squamata, Eublepharidae. Bases 1 to 3696 code for a protein of 1231 amino acids. Gene Ontology annotation, cellular component: extracellular matrix.